Oryzias melastigma (Indian medaka) is the source of this 13251-nucleotide messenger RNA. RefSeq names its product periaxin (gene prx). Gene Ontology annotation, cellular component: nucleus; costamere; cytoplasm. The record is from RefSeq and is a predicted model, not a curated record. NCBI's taxonomy places the organism in Eukaryota, Metazoa, Chordata, Actinopteri, Beloniformes, Adrianichthyidae. Gene Ontology annotation, molecular function: protein binding. The transcript has 9 exons. Gene Ontology annotation, biological process: regulation of RNA splicing. The coding region runs from base 406 to 12816 and encodes 4136 amino acids.
CUGGCUGGCUGCUGACAGAGGGAGAGUUUUAGAAAUCAUAUCAGCAAGAAGGGAAGUGAAAGUAAGACACGGAGGGUCAGAAGACGGAGAAAUUGAUUGCUGCUGCAUGUGGAGGUCCGUCACCUUUGAGCCUCUGGAGAAGACACGCUGAGGGUGGAAAUUGAAGAUUCUGACAGAGAAGACAGCCAUGUUUUCAACCAGACCAGAGGUCCAGCCGUAAAAGAUAAGAGGCGUUCGCCCCCUCCCAGGUCCCCGUCCGGCCCGCAGCGCGGCGGCCCCACAGACGACCAGGAGAGCCCAGAGAGAACGGUGCAAAAGGAGAAGCUCCAUGCAGAGCUGAAGCAGGUGUUGAGUCAGAAGAGGAGUCACCUGAGAGAGUCCACCUGCCAACUCGCCCAACCAGAGAUGGACUCUGAGCCCACGGACGAGCAGACGGGAGUGGAGGACGAGUUGAAGAAGUCGGUGGAGAUUGUGGUGGAGACGGACGCAGAGGUUGGAGCGAGCGGUUACAGCGUGACGGGCGGAGGAGAGCGGGGCAUCUUCGUCAAAGACGUCCUGAAAGAUUCUCCUGCUGCCAAACACCUGAGUCUACAGCAAGGGGAUCAGCUGCUGAGUGCGAAGGUCUACUUUGAGAAUGUGAGGUAUGAAGACGCUCUGAAGAUCCUGCAGUGCGCAGAGCCGUACAAGGUCAGCUUCCAGCUGAAGAGGACCGUCCCCGAAACCGAGGUCAGCGUGCGACCCAGAGUCCCCGGCGGGGAGGUCAAAGGCCCCAAAGCCAAGGUCGCCAAAAUGAGUGUGAAGGGCACCAAGCUCUUCAAGACUCAGAAGAGGAGAGGAGGCCGCUUCGGCCUGAAGAGGCUGAAGGAGAAGAACAGAGAGGAGCUGGUGAUCGAGGGAACCCCGCCCAGGCUGGAGGCCGGCGAUGUGGACGUGGAGUUUUCACUCCCCAAGUUCAAACAGAGGAAAGGCGUGCAGGAGGCGGAGCCAGCCGCGGGGAAGGGAAAGAAACGGAUCAGGUUUCCUCACAUGAAAACCAAGAGUUACACUGGAGCAGUUACAGGUGGAAAACUGGGAACAGGACAACUUGAAGUGGACGAAAACAUCUAUCCACCAGAAACUAGCAGAGCUGGAAUAAAAACCAAAGGAAAGGGACACAAGUUUGGGAUUGCAUUUCCCAAGUCUAAACACAACAAGUCGGGUUCUGAUUCUCAAACUGGAUCUCUGGAGCGGAAGCCUCCAGAAGUCAGAAUCCACCCACCUUCAGUGGAGUUUGAUGUUUCCAGUGAUAAAGAUGUGGAGAAAAGAGGCCUAAAGUUCAAAACUCCAGACGUGGAGUUUGCACUUCCUUCAGGAAAAGCUGAGGCAUCUGUGUCCACUGUGGAGGACACCUCUGGAAGCAAAGCUCCUAAAGGAGAUUUCAGAGGAGAAGCCGAAGUCGCCGGGGGAAAAGUUCAUGCUGAUGUUAGCAAAGGAGAUGCGAAACUCAGAAUGCCAAAACUCAAACUUCCCAAGGUUAGACUCUCCCGUCAUUCUGAUGAGAUCGACUCUGCUUUUAAGGUCAAGACUCCAAAGGCAGAAAUAAAAGGAGAUGGAGAGCUACAACUUCCUGAGGGAAACAUCAGAAUGCCAAAAGUGGAAGGCGAUCUCUCAGGAGGAGCUGCUUCUGUUCAGAUCCCCUCUGUUGACAUCUCCUUACCAAAAGGAAAGGGGAAGUUUGACGCUGGUGUUUCACUCCCCGAGUCUGGAGUAAAGGCAGGAGUCAACAUGCCUGACAUUGAAGUCGCAGGAUCAGAUAUUGAUUUGGAAUUAACCACUGGACAGAAGAUACCAGAUGAAGUGGAGAGCAUGGUCAAAGGGCCCAAAAUCUCUAUGCCAAAGGUUGACAUCUCCUUACCGAAGGCGGGGUCUGCUGGUGUUGAAGGUCCGGAUGUGGGAGGAAAAUUCAGUCUACCUUCUGUGGACAUUUCUCUACCACAGAUGAAUUCUGGGGGUGGAGAUGUGGACAUGGACUGUUACGUUGGUGGAGAUGGAAAAUUCAAAAUGCCCGAGUUUGACCCAGCUUUCCCUAAUGUGAAGUCAUUGGAUGGGGAAGGAACCUUCAAGUUGCCCAAAGUAGACUUGAGCCUCCCCAAAGGCAAAGCAGGAACAUCUGAUGAUGACAGAGCGGCAUUUCAGCUUCCAUCAAUGGAAGUCUCGCUCCCUAACAUGAAAGGAGACAAGGUGGAGGUAAACACCAAAGGAGGUAAGCUUAAAAUGCCAGAAGUGGAAAUUUCUCCACCUAAAGGCCACCUCCAGGGAGGCUUUGAAGUGGAAGGAAAAGCUGGGAAAAAAAGUAAAAAAGGCAAGAAACUUAAAAUGCCUACUGUUGAUGUGUCAAUGCCAAAGCUAACACAGCCAGAGGGUCACAUAGAAGGCCCUGAAAUGACGAGCGGAGGUGGAAUCCAAUUACCCUCCCAUGAUGCAUCUUUGCCAACAGCAAAGAUGAAGGGAAACAUUGAAAUCGAGGGUCCUUCUGCAAAAGGAGGGAGAUUCACAAUGCCUUCAGUCAAUGUUAAACUCCCUCAGAUGGGGUCAUCUGAAGCUGGAGUUGACUUACACGAAAGGAAAACGGGGGUGGUAUCUGGAGAUGUUUCCUUAAAACCAAUGGGUGACAUUGAAGGAAAAGUAGAAGGAGAAAAAUUCACAUUACCUUCUGUUGACGUUUCUCUCCCAAAAAUGAAGCUUCCUAAAGGAGAUGUGACUCUAGAAGGUCCCGAUCUAAACCUCUCCCUUCCCAGUUCAGACGGCAAGGCCAGUGGUGAAAGUGGUGGUGGAAAAUUCAAGAUGCCAUCUUGUGAUAUUUCUCUUCAGAAGGGGAAAGUCAAAGAGGGGGAGGUGAACAUCAGAGGACCUGAGGCCAAAGGUGGAAAGUUCCAGAUGCCUUCCUUUGAUGUAUCUCUGCCUCAGAUGAAAAAACGAGGUGGUGACGUUGAUGUUGAACUGCCAAAGCUGAAAGGUGGUGAUAUAAAAGCACCAACUAUUGAGAUCUCAGGUCUUCAAGGGACAUUUGAAGGUGAUUAUGAUCUUGACAGUUAUAGAAAAGAAGGUGGAUACAGUCUACCCGGAAUGAAAUUUCCGGAGGGGGAAGGGAAUUUCCAAGGUCCAAAAGUCAAGGGUGCAAAGUUUGAAAUGCCCAAAAUUGACCUUUCUCUUCCCAGAGGAAGAAAACAGGGAGGAGACUUUGAUGUUGAAGUUUACUCAAGAAAAGAUGGAAGCAUCGAAAUGCCAUCCUGUGAUUUUGAUGGUCCUAAAGGAGAGCUGAGUACUGAUAUAAAUGUUGAUGGUCUUGAGGGAAAAACUGGAAAAUUCAAAAUGCCCAAGAUUGAUAUAUCUCUUCCAAAACUGAAUCUGCCAGAGGGUGAAAUCCACAUUGAAGGACCAGAGAUUAAAGGACAAAUGGAAAAACCCUCUCUUGACAUUACACCCCCUGAAGGAAAACUAGAUGUUGACAUUGAUAGCCAUAAAACUAAGGGGUCCAAAUUUCACAUGCCGACUAUCAAUGUAAACCUUCCUAAAAUCAAAUCAAAAGAAGUGAGUAUAGAUGUGAAAGGACCUGAGGGUCCAGAGGGAAAGUUACCGUCAUGUGAUAUUACAGUGCCUGACAAAAAAUUUCCCAAGGCAGAUGUUAGCCUUGAAGGUCCAAAUGUCAAGGGAGGUCAUGUCAGUAUGCCAGGUGUUGAGGUUUCACUUCCAAAAACAAAAGGAAAUGUUGGCAUCAGUGUUGACACUCCUGAAGGGAACGGGGAAAAAUUACAAAUGCCAAAAUUUGACAUUUCACUGCCAAAGGUAAACUUUCCUGAAAGUGCAGGAAAAACAAAAAAAAUUGACCUAAAGACCAAGAAAAUGGAGAUGCCAGACAUUGAUGUUUCUCUUCCAAAAGGAAAAGCUGAGGCUGAUAUUGAAAUAGAUGGUGGUAAAGGUAGAAAAUUCCACAUCCCCUCUGUUGAUUUCUCCCUUCCCAGGAUAAAAACUAAGGGAUCAGAGAUCAAAACGGAAGGUGUUGAGGGAAAAGUCCAUGUGCCAGACACUGAUGUUUCCCUCUCCAAAGGAAAGGUUGAGGUUAACACAAAUGUUGAAGGUGGUGAGGUAAAAGGGGGAAAGUUUAAGAUGCCCAAAUUUGACAUUUCAUUUCCAAACAUGAACCUGCCUGAGGGCAAACCGGAGGUUGACGUUUCAAUAACAAAAGGAAAGAUAAAGGAAAAUGUUGAUUUGGGUGGAAAAUUUCCAACAGUUGAAAUCUCUCCUCCAAAAAUACAAGCAAGAGACAUUGAUGUUGGUAUAACAACCCCAGAAGGAGCAAAUCUAGACAUUUCACUCCCUAAAGCGUCUCUUCCAGGUGGUGAUAUUAAAGUUGAAGGUCCAAACAUCAAAGGACCGAAGAUUGAGAUGCCAGACAUCGAUUUAUCCCUCCCCAAAGGAAAAGGAAGGGGAGACAUUGAAAUCACAGGGGGUUCUCACAAAGGGGGCAAGUUUCAUAUGCCAGCCAUCGAUAUUACUCUCCCAAAAAUGAAAACCAAAGGAGCAGACGUACAUGUUGAAGGGCCUGAAGUUAAAGGAGGUCAAAUUAAAAUACCGUCUCUUGAUGUGUCUGGGCCCAAACUGAAGUCUCCUGAUGUAGAUGUCAGUCUGAAAGGCCCUGAAAUUGAAGGACAGUUCAAAAAGCCAAAGGGUGACAUCUCCCUGCCAAAAGGAGAGGUCCAAGGUGACUUUGAGGUUGAGGGUCCUGACAUGAAGGGUGGAAAGUUCAAAAUGCCCAAAUUUGAUGUGUCCUUGCCAAAAGUUAGUCUGCCAAAGUUUGAUGCCAACAUUGAAGGACCAGAUGUGAAAGGAAAAGCUCAAAUGCCAAAUGUUGAUAUCUCAGUCCCAAAAGCAACCACAGAUGUGGUAGUUGAUGUUGGUACUGGUAAGGGCAGCAAGUUUCACAUGCCCUCACUGGAUAUCUCACUUCCUAAAGUGAAAACUAAAGGACCUAAUGUGAAUGUUGAAGGACCUGAAGUCCGAGGUGACAUGUCACUACCUGAGAUUGAAUCUCCAGAUCUAGAUAUCAACCUCCAAGGUCCUAAAGUCAAAGGUGGAAAUCUUAAUCUGCCAACUGUUGAUGUUGCUUUCCCCAAAACUGAAGGUGACUUUGAGGUUGAGGGUCCUGACAUGAAGGGUGGAAAGUUCAAAAUGCCCAAAUUUGAUGUGUCCUUACCAAAAGUUAGUCUGCCAAAGUUUGAUGCCAACAUCGAAGGACCAGAUGUGAAAGGAAAAGCUCAAAUGCCAAGUGUUGAUAUCUCAGUCCCAAAAGCAACCGCAGAUGUGGGAGUUGAUGUGGACACUGGCAAGGGCACCAAGUUUCAUAUGCCUUCAUUUGAUAUCUCACUUCCUAAAAUGAAAACCAAAGGACCUAAUAUUAAUCUUGAAGGACCUGAAGUCAGAGGUGACAUGUCACUCCCAAAAAUUACAUCUCCGGAGGCAGAUAUCAACCUACAGGGUCCUACAGUUGAAGGUGGAAAUCUUAGUCUGCCAACUGUCGAUGUUGCAUUUCCAACAACUGAAGGUGACUUUGAGGUUGAGGGUCCUGACAUGAAGGGUGGAAAGUUCAAAAUGCCCAAAUUUGAUGUGUCCUUGCCAAAAGUUAGUCUGCCAAAAUUUGAUGUCAACAUCGAAGGACCAGAUGUGAAAGGAAAAGCUCAAAUGCCAAGUGUCGAUAUCUCAGUCCCAAAAGCAACCACAGAUGUGGGAGUUGAUGUGGACACUGGCAAGGGCAGCAAGUUUCAUAUGCCUUCAUUUGAUAUCUCACUUCCUAAAAUCAAAGCCAAAGGCCCUAAUAUUAAUCUUGAAGGACCUGAAGUCAGGGGUGACAUGUCACUCCCAAAAGUCAAAUCUCCAGACUUAGAUGUUAACCUCCAGGGUCCUGAAGUGGAAAGAGGAGAUAUGAGCAUGCCUACUCUUGAUGUCUCACUUUCAAAACCUGAAGGGGAAUUUGAGGUUCAAGGACCUGAGGUCAAGGGUGGUAAAAUCAAAAUGCCCAAAUUUCCAAAGGUUGGUCUCCCAGAGGUAGAUGUCAAACUUAAAGGUCCAGACAUCAAUGUGGGGAAGAUUGAAAUGCCAGACAUUGAUAUCUCACUUCCAAAAGGAAAAGUCAAAGGUGAUGCUGAACUUGAAGCACACACUGGAAAGAGAGGAAAGUUCCAUAUGCCUGCCAUUGACAUUUCUCUACCUAAGAUUAAAACCAAAGAACCAGAGAUAAAUAUUAAAGGUCCUGAGGUUAAGGGUGGAAAAAUCCCAGACAUUGACCUCUCAUUACCCAGAGGAGAGGUUGAUGCUGACCUCAGCUUCGAUGGUCCAGAGAAAAAAGGAGGCCAUCUAAAGAUGCCAAAAGUCAAUGUUUCACUUCCAAAGUUUGAACUAAAGGGUGAAGGAAAAGUUGAAGGGAUUGAUGUUGAAGGAAACAUUGACAAGACAAUUCCCAAGAUUUCACUCCCUGAAGAGAAAGCCAAGGGAAAUGUGAACAUUGAAGGACAUGGUGGAAAAACCAGCAAGUUUCAUUUACCAUCAAUUGAUAUUUCUCUUCCCAAGAUAAAAGUGAAAGGAGUGGAGACUGAAGGGCUUGAAGGUAAAGGUGAAAUUUCAGUUCCAAAAGGAAAAUUACAGGGAAACAUAAAUGUAGAAGGAUCUGGCAUCAAAGACAGUGAACAUACAACGCCUACAUUUGACGUCUCACUCCCUAAAGUGUCUCUUCCAGGUGGUGAUAUUAAAAUUGAAGGUCCAAACAUCAAAGGACCGAAGAUUGAGAUGCCAGACAUCGAUUUAUCCCUCCCCAAAGGAAAAGGAAGGGGAGACAUUGAAAUCACAGGGGGUUCUCACAAAGGGGGCAAGUUUCAUAUGCCAGCCAUCGAUAUUACUCUCCCAAAAAUGAAAACCAAAGGAGCAGAAGUACAUGUUGAAGUGCCUGAAGUUAAAGGAGGUCAAAUUAAAAUAGCGUCUCUUGAUGUGUCUGGGCCCAAACUGAAGUCUCCUGACGUAGAUGUCAGUCUGAAAGGCCCUGAAAUUGAAGGACAGUUCAAAAAGCCAAAGGGUGACAUCUCCCUGCCAAAAGGAGAGGUCCAAGGUGACUUUGAGGUUGAGGGUCCGGACAUGAAGGGUGGAAAGUUCAAAAUGCCCAAAUUUGAUGUGUCCUUACCAAAAGUUAGUCUGCCAAAGUUUGAUGCCAACAUUGGAGGACCAGAUGUGAAAGGAAAAGUUGAAAUGCCAAAUGUUGAUAUCUCAGUCCCAAAAGCAACCACAGAUGUGGUAGUUGAUGUGGGUACUGGUAAGGGCAGCAAGUUUCACGUGCCCUCACUGGAUAUCUCACUUCCUAAAAUGAAAACUAAAGGACCUAAUAUUAAUCUUGAAGGACCUGAAGUCAGAGGUGACAUGUCACUACCUGAAAUUAAAUCUCCAGAUCUAGAUAUCAACCUCCAAGGUCCUACAGUCAAAGGUGGAAAUCUUAGUCUGCCAACUGUCGAUGUUGCAUUCCCCAAAACUGAAGGUGACUUUGAGGUUGAGGGUCCUGACAUGAAGGGCGGAAAGUUCAAAGUGCCCAAAUUUGAUGUGUCCUUACCAAAAGUUAGUCUGCCAAAGUUUGAUGCCAACAUCGAAGGACCAGAUGUGAAAGGAAAAGCUCAAAUGCCAAGUGUUGAUAUCUCAGUUCCAAAAGCAACCACAGAUGUGAGAGUUGAUGUGGACACUGGCAAGGGCACCAAGUUUCAUAUGCCUUCAUUUGAUAUCUCACUUCCUAAAAUCAAAGCCAAAGGCCCUAAUAUUAAUCUUGAAGGACCUGAAGUCAGAGGAGACAUGUCACUCCCAAAAGUCAAAUCUCCAGACUUAGAUGUUAACCUCCAGGGUCCUGAAGUGGAAAGAGGAGAUAUGAACAUGCCUACUCUUGAUGUCUCACUUUCAAAACCUGAGGGGGAAUUUGAGGUUCAAGGACCUGGGGUCAAGGGUGGUAAAAUCAAAAUGCCCAAAUUACCAAAGGUUGGUCUCCCAGAGGUGGAUGUCAAACUUAAAGGUCCAGACAUCAAUGUGGGGAAGAUUGAAAUGCCAGACAUUGAUAUCUCACUUCCAAAAGGAAAAGUCAAAGGUGAUGCUGAACUUGAAGCACACACUGGAAAGAGAGGAAAGUUCCAUAUGCCUGCCAUUGACAUUUCUCUACCUAAGAUUAAAACCAAAGAACCAGAGAUAAAUAUUAAAGGUCCUGAGGUUAAGGGUGGAAAAAUCCCAGACAUUGACCUCUCAUUACCCAGAGGAGAGGUUGAUGCUGACCUCAGCUUCGAUGGUCCGGAGAAAAAAGGAGGCCAUCUAAAGAUGCCAAAAGUCGAUGUUUCACUUCCACAGAUUAAACUGGCAGGCGAUGUCACAGUGGAGGGCCCAGAGAUGAAGGGAAAAACUAAUGAGCCAGCCGUAGGUUUUUCUAAAGGAGAUGGUCAAAUGGAGGGAGAUUUAAAAAAAGGUUUGGGACUCCACAUGCCAAACAUAGACUUACAUUUGCCAAAAUUAGAUUUUGAUCUAAGCCUCCCUUCUGGGUCAAGAGGACAGGGGCUUAAAGUGGAGACCGGUGGUUCUGAUGCCUCAGCAGAUGUGCAUAUACCAGGUACCAAAGGACAGCUAAAACCACCCAAGGUGAAAGCUACAGAUGCAUCCAUAAACACGGGAAGUGAAGACACUCCUGGAGCAUCCCUAAAGCUUCCCACUGUCAAACUACCAACAGUAGAUAUUUCAGCUCCAAAGGUAGAUCUAGAUUUCGGGCUAACCAAAUCUAAAAGUGAUGAUGUGGAAGUAGAACUGCUAAAAGCAGAGGGUGGCAGACCUUCAUCAGGGGGCAGCUUUGACCUACCCGAUGUGUCCCUCAAAGUCCCAGGUUUUAAUUUCCCCAGAUUUGGUGGAAAGUCAAAGAGCAGUGAGUUGCAGAUUUCAAAACCCGAAGUUUCCAUCAGUCCCCCUGAUGUGGAAGGAGAGCUGAGGGCACCAUCAGUUGAAUUUGAUGACGAAGGAAAAGUCAAAGUAAAAAAACCCAAAAUCAAAAUGCCAACAUUUGGAAUUUCCAGAAAGAAUCCAGAUGUGUCAGUGUCUUGUCCUGAAGUUGAUGUCAAAGCAAAAAAAGAAUACGUUGACAUUCCUACACCAAAUAUCAAUGUUGAGGGCUCUGAUGACAGGACAAAAUAUAAGGUAAAGCUUCCUAAGUUCAAAAUAUCCUCACCAAAACCAAAGCUUCCAGAGAAAGAGGGUGAUGUGAAAGUGGAAGCAGAUGGUAAAGGUGGUUUCCAUGCACCUGAUGUAACCAUCAAACUACCAAAGUUCUCCAUGCCAGGAUUUGGCUCUAAAGAGAAGGAUUUAGGAAAGCCAGUCGGUGAAGUUGAAGCUAAGACCAAACUCAAGAUGCCAUCUGUUGAGCUGUCACUACCAGAAACCAAAACACCUGAUACGGAGGUUCUUCUGCCGAAAGCAGAAGUAGAUGUUUCAGAGGCUGACAUUAAAGGCUAUGAAGGAAACCUCAAAGUCCCAAAGAUGCCAAAAAUUGAUAUUUCCAUUCCCAAAGUAGACCUGGAUGUGUCUCUGCCCAAAGGAAAAUCACAAAAGAUUGAGAAACCAGAUACGGAAGUCAAAGGAGAAGGAAAAUUCAAAAUUCCUCAGAUAACAAUGCCAUCAUUAGAUGUAUCUAUUCCUAAAGGAAAAUCUGGAGAUUAUGAUUCACCAGAUGUUGAAGUAGAUGUUGACAGGGGGAAAUUUAACAUGCCCUAUGUUAAAAUGCCUUCUGUUGAUAUAACAUUUCCAAAACCCAAAACUGGAAAACCACUGGAUGUUGAUGUGGACAGAGAUGGAAACAAAUUACGGAUGCCUGACAUUAAAAUGCCAAAUGUUAAUAUUUCUAAAGAAAAUAGUGAUAAAUUAGAAGGACCAGAUGUUGACGUUCAAGGAAGAGGAAAGCUGAAAAUGCCAAAUGUUGACAUCAACCUUUCAAGAGGGAAAAAGUCUGAUGUCAAUGCGCCUGAUUUGGAGACUCCAGAUGUUACAACGGAAUGGGAUACAGACAGAAGGUUUAAAAUGCCCUCUGUUGACAUCUCCCUUCCAAAAGGAAAGCUCAAGGGCAACAAUCCACCUGACAUAGAAAUGGGUGUGCAAGGAGAAGGAAAAGUCAAACUGCCACACGUGAAAAUGCCAGAUUUUGAUGUGUCUUUUCCAAAAAGAAGGAGCAAAGAUCCUCAGAUGGAGAUCAAGGAGAAAGAUGGAAACUUAAAGACCCCCAAUGUCAGCACACCUUCUGUUGAUUUUUCACUAUCUACAGGAAAGGAUGUGGACGUAGAAGAAAGCUCUGGAGGAAAAUUCAAGUUGCCUCAUUGGAAAAUGCCAGACGUUGAUAUCUCUCUGCCCAAGGGUCACGUUGAGGGUCCAGAGGAAGAGCUAACAAGAGAAAAAGGUGGUUUGAAAAUGCCCCACAUCAGGCUCCCCUCAGUUGACAUUUCAUUACCCAAAGGAAGAGCUGAUGGUCCAAAUGUUGAACGAGGAGAUGGAGAAGAAAAAUUCAGUUCUCCAUACACGAAAAUGCCUUCAGUUGACAUUUCAGUGACAAAAGGCAAGUCUGUUGAUCCAAAUGUUGAGCUGAAAGGAGAAGGAGGAACAAAAUUCCAAAUGCCUCAUGUGAAAAUGCCAAAUGUUGAAUUCUCCUUACCUAAAGGAAAAGAUGUUUCAAAAUUUGAACCUGAAGGGGAAAAAGAAAAACUUAAAAUGCCUUCCGUUGAUAUUUCAAUGCCAACAGGAAAAAUUCAUAGUCCUAAAGCAGAAGUAGAAGGAGGUAAGCUUCAAGGUCCUCAUAUAAAAAUGCCUCAUGUUAACAUCUCUCUACCCAAAGGAAAAUCUGACAAAAGUGAAGGAGCAAAGGUGGAUUACAGCCCAGAAAUUAAGGGAGAGAGAAAAAAGUUCAAGAUGGUCAAAGAGGACAUUUCUCUUCCCAAAGGAAGGGUCUUGGUUGAAGGCCCUGAAGUGGACAUGAAAGGAGAUGCAAGUAUGGCUUCUGCCAAAGCAGAGGGAGGAAACAUCAAACUCCCCCACAUGAAGUUUCCAAAAGUUGAUAUUUCACUUCCUAAAGGUAGGAGUAAAGGUAGCUCCUCACCAGCGAUGGAGAUGAGUGUCACUGGUCCAGAGGGAGAACUACCAAAAGUCCCGUCUUCUAAAGCAGACAUUGAGUUACCAUCUGUAGAAGCUCAAGGCAAACUUAGAGUGCCUCAGGGAGCACAUUUGGAUUCAUCCUCUGAAGGAGACCAUGACAGUCUGAAGCUCAAAAUACCAACAAUACAAAUCAAAGGUCCCAAAGAAGACUUGGAGCUUGAAACAGGAUCUCACAAAGAAGAGGGAAACAAGGUCAAGAAAUCAGUCGAGCUACCAGACCUGGAUCUUACCCUGGAAGGAUCCAGUGACAUAGGUAAGGGGCCAAAAACUAAAGGAGGUAAAUUUAAGAUCCGAAAGCAUAAGAAGAAAACUGGUAAAGAUGCAUCAACAAAACCUCACAGUGAAGACGAAGUUGAAGAGCGGGUCAAACACAACAGCAGCAAGGAUGGUAAAGAUGACAUUAUUGUUCAGUUACCUGGAGUUACACCCCCUAGUGUUAGUCUGAAGCCCUCCACUGCAGAUGUUAGGGUCCCCAGGAUCCCAGACAUAGAGUUUGAUAUUGGUACUUCUCAAGAUGAAGAUGAAGGUCGAACAGAAAAUAAAAUCAAAAUCCCAAAGUUUGGCAUACCUCUACCUUCAAUCUCCUCUCCAGAGAGACUGGCCCAUGGACCAGAAGUCCAGUAUGAGGGUCCUAAAAUACCCAAAGUAAAGAAAGCCGUGUUUGUUCUGGUUAAUCCUUCGGAACCAGAUGCUUCUGCUACAAGCCCGAGCCUCCAGAGGGAGCAGACCAAAGCUGGUACAGAGACAGAGGAAGUCACUGUCAAGAUGUCCAAGAAAAAGAUGAAGACAAGUUUUGGGAAGUCCAAAGAUAAAUCAGCCACGGAAAGUGCAGAAAGAAAAGCAGAGGAAGAAGAAAAAUCAAGAGGAUUAAAGAUGAAAAUGCCCAAAGUCAAAUUUUCCCCUGCAAAAUCAGGAUCGUCUGGUGUUAAAGGAGACAAGGAAGACAAAGAUGCAAGUCCUCACAAGGAUGACAAAGGGACUUUUGGAGGUAAACUCAAACUUCCAAAGGUGGAGCUCACCAGUCCAUACGGCAAAAUGGCUGCAGGAGAGGAAAACAAGGGAGCAAGACUCGAAAAGGAAGCGGACAGGGGGCUUCCUGCUCCAGCAGAGUCUGCAGGUGAUGUGGUGUCGUCUCAAGCCAGAACGGAGAUGCUGGACAGGGACAGCUCUGAGUCUCCUGAGGGCUUCAACAUGGAGUUCAGCUCUGCAAAGGUUCAGAUGUGGAGCGACAGCAAGGGAACUGAAGAGCGGGAGUCUUCCUCCUGGUUCAAAGUCCCUAAGGUCACGCUUAAGCCUCUUUCAUCAGGUUUCCUCCAGAUAACCCCAGAGGGUUCGCCUCAGGCGCAGCGCAAAGGGGAGGUUGCAGGCGUGGAAGACGUGUCCGGGUCCUUUUGCAUCCAUUCCUCAGAGCUUGACUUCACCGCCCAGCAAAUGUCCGAAGAGCGCCACGUCUCUACCAGCGAGGAGGGAACUGUCACCACGGUGACCAAGGCCACUAGAAUUGCUCGGCAGCUGGUCACCAGCCAAACGCGUACUGCCGAAUCUUCCACAACAACAACUCGUCAGGUCUCAGACUUCAACUUUUAAGAAAGCUAACAUUUGACCUUUUUCAUUGUUAGUCCGGAUGAAGUUGCGGUGUUGUCGUAAAGUCUCUAUUUUAUAUCGGAAUAGGUUAGCUGUGAAUGUGAUAAGAUAUAUUUCCUUCAUUCAUUUUUGUAUUUCUUUUCCUUUUUCUUACCGUUCUUUGAGUUGUGUUGGUUUAAAGCUGGUUAUUCAUCCGGUUGUUUGCUUUUGAACAUUUCUUUCUGCAUGUAAACAUGUCACUCUGCUUGAUCACUGACUUUUUAUUUGUGUUUUGAAAUUGGAAAAUUAAUUUUGACUUUAAAUAUUUCACAGAGUGCCUGUCAGAGUAUUAUUUAUGUAAAUAUAUAUAUCUAUAUUACAGCUUCUCUUAUGUAGUUUCCUUUCAAUUUAAACUGUAAUGAAUUUCAAAUUUGCCAGAGUUUAAAAAAAAAAAAAAAA